GAAGACGACGGCGAGGACUUCUCUUUGCUCUCACGUCGUAGCAGCUCAGGCGCGCCUCAGCGGCCAUGGCGCCCGCUCGCUCGAACAAGGCCUCGUCCAUGCGAGCUUCGAGCUCAGGCUCUGCAUCUAGCUCGUCGAGGAGUGGGUCAACGCAAUCCACCGCCCCAUCAUCGUCGACUGGUGGGCUUCGUCUAUCCAAGGCGCCUGCGCGUCCGCCUCCGCCUCAGCAGCCACGCCUCGCCUUUACUCGACAGCCCGGACCAGUACUUCCAGCCCCGCCGCCGCCGCAGAAGAGGGUCAAGAUACAAUCGCCUGAAAGAGCUACCAGUCGACCCACCCCCUCGAAUGGCUUCCCCAAGGGCAAAGAGCCCUUGCGCGGAUCGCCAGACCUCCCCGUCGCCGCCGCUCUUUGGAGCUCACGCUAUCGCCCCACGAAACGCUCCGAACUCGCCGUCCAUCUCCGCAAGACAGUCGACGUCGAGACCUGGUUGCGCGAAGCCUUCUCUCCCUCGGCGCGCGUGAGGAAGCAUCGUCGGAUUCUCAUCCUGCGCGGUCCGGCCGGAGCGGGGAAGACGGAGACAAUUCGCCAGCUAGGAGCGCCAGGAGAGUUGGACUAUGAGGUGCUCGAAUGGAAGAACGAGGUGGAGAGCGCCGCGACGAGUAUGGAUGAUUGGCGUGCUGGCGGGGCGAUAGAGGGGAUCAUGGAGCGCUUUUGCGACUUCAUCUCUCAGUCGGCAAAGUUUCCUACGCUGGCCUUGACGACAGAGCGUGGAGUUACAGCAUCCUCGUCUUCAUCGUCGAGCAGCGCCUCAACAUCGUCGCCUACAUUACGCCGACAGCUCAUUCUACUCGAGGACCUCCCCACCCUCUCGCACUACGCGACGCUCCAGUCCUUCCAACAAGUAAUGGCAACCUUCCUCUCCCGGCCCCUCGCGCAAGAUCCCAACAGUAAUGUGCCCAUCGUCCUCAUCCUCUCCAAUACCGCCUCGGGCUCAGGAGGCGGUGUGGCUGGCGAUUCUGGCGACCCAGGCGCGCAGGAGGAUGGCGCGGGCAGUUCGAGCAGCUGGAUGACGACGCGCAAGCUCCUAGGCGCAGAGGCAGAGGGCAGUGACGGCUGGUACGAGAUCAAAUUCAACCCGGUAGCGGUCACCAUCCUCUCGCGCGUCCUCAAGGAGACGUACGAGCGCGCCGUGGGCUGUCCGCUCCCUCCUGGGAUCAAGUCCAAGGGAAAGUCCGCAAGCCUCUCCCGCCGUGUAAUGCCGGUGGAAGUAGUCGAAGCCUUGGCGGAGAGCACGCUGGGGGAUGUGCGAUCGGCUAUCGACUUGUUGCAGCAGGUCCACUCACGCUUUAUUAAGCAGCCACGCCGUUUUGAGCGGGUGGCCCAGUCUCGUACCAAGACCAAAGCGAAAGAGGAGGCGAGGAAAGUUAUGGUCGAGCUGGGCUUGAUGAGCAGGGAGUCGGCGCUGGAUAUCUUCCAUGCGUUGGGGAAAGUGUUGUUCAAUAAGAGAGUGGGAGAUCCGGAGUUGAAGAGGGGAAGGGAGGAGAUGGAGGUUGCGUCGGAUGAUGAGGUCGAGGAGGGAGGAGAGAAGGAGAGGGAUAAAGAGAAGCCUCUGCUCUUACCCGCGCACUUGAGCCACUUGUGGCGACGCAAGAGCAAGGUCAACAUCGAGUCACUCUCCUCCUCCUCAACAGGCGUAGACUCCUCCCUCCUCUCCCUCUGGGUAGCGCACAACUACCCGCCCUUCACAACAGACAUAGAGCAAUGCGCCCUCAUCUCCGACUCCUUCAGCUUUGUCGAGUCCUCCCUCAAUCCCUCCUACGGUGAGGAUCUCCGUGCCCUGGCGUCCAAUAAUGCUCAGCACCCCCUACUGCUCAGCCACUAUGCCGGGCUGAUCACGUUUGGGAGCACACUCCUGCAUCUACCAAGCCCGGUACCGAGAAAAGGACAGAAGAUGACGAGACCCAGUCUCUGGGAGGUCAACGAGCGCAGCAAGGCUUUGCGCGGGGAUGUGGAAGCCUUACAAGACGAUUAUAGGUCGCGUCGCCGUGCGCAGGGAAGCAGUUGUGAUGUCGGGAUACGCACGGCCACGCCUCGUCAAGUCGCGGAAGAGUGGGGGCCGUCCCUCGCGAAAAUGGCGGCGGCGGCGGCCGCGACGGGGGAUGCGCGUGGUGGGUGGAGCGCCAAGCAGAAGGAAUUACUGGCCCGGGUGGGUGGGAUGGAUUGGAGGGGAGCCUUUUCGCAGGGAGGAGGGACAGGGGUGGCUGCUGCUGCUGCUGCUCAGAGUAGGGACAUGGACGCAGACGAUGCGGGUGAUCUUGGAGAGCUUGUCGAGGAGGACCAGGGUGGGGCUGUUAAGCUUUCGGGGCAGUCCCAGGCCCAGACUCAGGGCCAGGUUCAAGGCAAAAUUGAGCCAGAGGGUAGGGAGACGAGGGCCCUCGAUAGGGGAGGGGGAGUGGAUCAGAGUGAGGAGAGGGGCGCCGCUGAUGACGAGGAAGGAGGGGACAUCUCUGAUGAUCCCAUUGAGGACUGAUAGUCAGGUCCAGUCUGAGCAAUACCUCUGUUUGGUUCACCUUAACGCACGCACGAUCCACCCUCUCGAUAAUUCGUAGCCGCCACAUACCACCAACUAUCCCCCGAACGGUGUGUUGGUUCGGCAUGCUCGGUCUCUUGAUCACCGCCGCGGCUGUCGUCGACUCCCAAGAGCGGACUGGCGGCACGUUCGGAAGAAUCCCGAGGACGAGGAAGCGGGAGUGAACUGUUGUUGCUUCCUUGACUCCUUUGAUCCUCAAAGACAUCACAACUAG
Messenger RNA from Jaminaea rosea, 2805 nucleotides. RefSeq lists its product as hypothetical. The coding region runs from base 66 to 2531 and encodes 821 amino acids. Gene Ontology annotation, molecular function: chromatin binding. Gene Ontology annotation, biological process: DNA damage checkpoint signaling; DNA repair; mitotic DNA replication checkpoint signaling. NCBI's taxonomy places the organism in Eukaryota, Fungi, Basidiomycota, Exobasidiomycetes, Microstromatales. The transcript is spliced from 2 exons. The record is from RefSeq and is a predicted model, not a curated record.